Molecule: messenger RNA, 579 nt
Organism: Prunus armeniaca (apricot)
Lineage: Eukaryota; Viridiplantae; Streptophyta; Magnoliopsida; Rosales; Rosaceae
Source: the annotation of a GenBank genome assembly
AUGCAAAAAGCAUUGAUCCAGGAAAUUUUGAACGACGCUGGGGAUGGGAUAGCAAAAUACCAGCUUAACCUUGGCAGCACAAAUUCAGGGUCUUUAGUUCCAGCAAAAGGUGUGCACUAUUUGGACCGCAAGUGGUGCGUGAUGAAGCCAUCAGCGAACCUUGAUGACCCUCAAGUAGCGCUAAGUGUGAGUUAUGCUUGUGGACUUGCCGAUUGCACCAGCCUUGGUUACGGGACAUCUUGUGGCAACUUGGAUGCUCGAGGAAACAUUUCGUAUGCGGUUAAUAGUUACUACCAGAGGAACAAUCAACUUGAUGUAGCUUGCAAAUUUCUAAACCUUUUGAUGAUCACCAAAACAAACCCAUCAGUUGGAUCUUGCAGAUUUGAGAUAAUGAUCGAACCAUAUUACGGCGGUGCAGAAAGGAGAUUCGGGUGUCUCCAAAAGCCUCUAAGCCUGGAUAACCUGGUGCAAGGUAAAGAGCAAUUGACCAUUUGCUGGUUGCAGUUCAUGCGUUUGAAAUUGGGAAGGAGUCUUUUGGGUGAUAACAAUGUAACUGCUCGCUUCAGCUGGGAUUAUUAA